Molecule: messenger RNA, 510 nt
Organism: Tripterygium wilfordii
Lineage: Eukaryota; Viridiplantae; Streptophyta; Magnoliopsida; Celastrales; Celastraceae
Product: transcriptional regulator TAC1-like
Exons: 1
Coding region: 1-510 (169 amino acids)
Source: RefSeq, a predicted model, not a curated record
AUGGGUUGGAAUCACUCAAUAGAUGAACAACAGUUACAGCAGGGUUCUUCAAGCCAUGCUAGGUCUUUUAAUUGUGCCUUUUGCAAGAAAGGGUUCUCAAACGCACAAGCACUUGGCGGUCACAUGAAUAUCCAUAGAAAAGAUCGAGCCAGGCUAAACCAAGCUUCUGCCUCGGAUCAUGAAAACUUGUUGUCUAUGGAAAUCAUAAAAAUAGGUAGAAAUACUCCGAUCGAAGAUCAACGACAACAGCAAGCUGAUCAAGUGAUGUCCGAGGCCGACAAGAAUCUAUGUCUGCAGCUUGAAGGUAAAACUAGAAAGGAUGCCGCAGAUCAAGAAGUGCAACAGUUAACUUUGUUUGCAGAGGUUCCUUCACCAAGUGAUCAUGGUGUGGAGGUGAUUAGAAGUUGUGUGAAGAGAGGGAAUGAAGAAAUGGUGAGUACUGAUCAAAGUUGGUCCGAGGAAGAAUUGGACCUUGAGCUUCGGUUAGCGGGGCCUGAUCAGAAUCGUUGA